Messenger RNA from Megachile rotundata (alfalfa leafcutting bee), 1065 nucleotides. Its product is annotated as transmembrane protein 50A. NCBI's taxonomy places the organism in Eukaryota, Metazoa, Arthropoda, Insecta, Hymenoptera, Megachilidae. The record is from RefSeq and is a predicted model, not a curated record.
AAGAGAUCUGAUCAUUCGUAAAAUAGUGUAUAGUUUGUACAAGAAUUGGAAUUGAUAUGUGUUCUUAGGUUAGCUAAUAAAUCUAACCUUUCGAGCAGUUUAACUGACAAUUAAACGAAAUGACGUCUUGUUUGGAAAGUAUACAAUCUUUCAAUUGCGUAUGGUUUGAAACAGGUGAAAAGCGAAAUGUACUGGCAUCUAUGCUAGCUGGAACAUUGUUUUUUGUAGGAUGGUGGUUUAUAAUCGAUGCUCAUGCCAAAUAUCCUAGUGAAAUGUCAAAUGCUUAUCACUUGUGUGGAGUAUUUGGAACUAUAUCUCUUUUUAUGAUAAAUUCUGUAACAAAUGCACAAAUAAGAGGUGAUGCAUACAAUGGCGGUUAUUUAGGGGCUAGAGGUGCAAGAGGUUGGGUAUUUAUUGGAUUUGUAAUGGGAUUUGCUGCAGUUUUUGCAGCUUGUUGGAUAUUGUUUGCCAAUUUUGUAGCUGCAGGAGCACAGCAUAAUUGGCCAGGUGUAGGUUUAUUUUUACAAAAUGUAUUUAUUUUCUUGGGCUCUCUUACUUACAAGUUUGGACGAUUAGAAGAGUUAUAGAAUUAUUCAAUAUUUAUAAAUAUCAGAUAUUUUUAUUGGUUGCACAGCAUCUUCUAGCUUUAAUAAGCUUCAAAAUGGAGCAUUUGAAACUAAGGAACAAACAGUUUUAUACAUAUACAUGUAUUGCAUUAUAAAUGGACUAGAGUAAUUCAUGGUGAUAUAUAAUUUAGAUUGCUUAUUUACAUUAAAUCUCAUUACAUUUAAAUAAUCCGUAUGUAUAUCAUAUGAAUAUCAUACUAUUUAUAUAGAAAUAAUUUACUCUACAGUCUGUAUUUUCCCAUUUUUAUGAAUGUUUAUCAUUUAAUUAUCAUUUAUAAUGAAACUAAAUACUGAUUAAACUUCUAUUACAAAGAAGCACAUGGUUAUAAACAUUAUUUUUUACAAGGACUAAUAUAAUUGUUAGUUGUAAGUAAAAACUUGAUACUAUACUUCAGUUUUUUAAAUGAAUUAUGAUUCUUAUCAAUCUAUUUUUAUGUAA